AUGACUGAUGUUACCCCUUCAAUAAACAAACGUGAAAGAGAGAAUAAUAACAAUAACCACGAAAACAAUAAUGCCGACCAGGAUAUUUUGAAAAAACCAAAAUUGGAUAACAAUAACAUGGAUGAUGAUAUAAAGUUUAUUAGUACUAAUCCAGAUGAUGAGCUAGAAGACAUUGUUGAUGACUAUAAAGAGAAUACCCCUGUCAAUAAUAUUUCCACCAAGGGCACUACUACCGACUCACAGGACAAUAGCAAAAAUCCCACCGUAGAAGGUGAUGCCAAUAUUCAGUACCAAUACGUCCCAAAGAAACCGGACAACCCAAUAUAUGUUCCUAAAAAUAUUCAUUCAGGAAAAUACGAACUCCCUGUGAUUAGCAAAGAGGAUUCCCUUAAUGCAAGGUCUUACUUAAAACAUUAUGGGUCUGCUGCAUUCUUAAAUGACUAUUUACCCGAUGAAUUAAACACUUUAUAUAUCUACCAACUAGUUAAGUUGCUAGGUUUUCAGGUUAAAGACAAAGAUAUCCUAGAUGCCUUAACCAAAGUUGUUGAAAAUCCGGAACAGUUAUUUAGAAAUGUAACUUCAAAAAAUAACACCACUGAUACUACCAGUGGUAAUAUACCACCAACCACUGAUGAUACUGAAAACGCUACUUCAAUUUCUGCCGAUGAAGACCAGUUUAAUGAUCCGUUAGAAAGGAAAUAUGCGGUCAAAUUAAUUAAGGACUUACAAAAAGCUAUGAAUAAAGUAUUAAGCAGCAGAAUUAAAUUGGCAAACUUUCAUACUAUUGAUGAUUUGCUAACAAAAUUGAAAACAGCUAAAAAAAUCUUGGUUUUGACUGGUGCUGGUAUUUCUACCUCCUUGGGUAUCCCGGAUUUUAGAUCCUCUGAAGGUUUUUACUCUAAAAUUAAGCAUUUGGGUUUAGAUGACCCACAAGAUGUUUUCAAUUAUGACAUUUUCACUGAAGAUCCUGCUGUUUUUUAUAACAUUGCUCAUUUAAUUUUACCGCCAGACGGCAUAUAUUCUCCAUUGCAUUCUUUUAUCAAGGCAUUACAAGAUCAUGAUAAAUUGUUACGUAAUUAUACGCAAAAUAUUGAUAAUUUGGAAUCAUUUGCUGGCAUUAAAAACGAAAAAUUAAUUCAAUGCCAUGGUUCAUUUGCUACUGCCACUUGUAGAAGUUGCAAUUGGCAAAUCCCCGGUGAAAAAAUUUUCAAAUUUAUUCGAAAUAGUGAACUACCAUUAUGUCCAUAUUGUAAUCCAAUGAGACAAAAAUAUUUCCCCACAACCAGUGCAUCUGUCAGUGCAACCAACGCACGUAAAUCUUAUCCUAAUGAUACUGUCACUACUGCUACUAUCAAUAACUUUUCCGGGAACAAUACCACAGCUGCUGCAAAUCACAACCAUAAGAGCAAUGAUAGUGAUCUUAUUAGCAAUAAUACGGGGACAUUAGCUAAUAACGAAUUCCACCAUAUACCGAAAUCAUAUGGUGUUUUAAAACCAGACAUUACGUUUUUUGGAGAGGCAUUACCGGCCAAGUUUCAUAGAUAUAUAAAAAAGGAUGUUUUUGACUGUGAUUUAUUGAUAUGUAUUGGUACUAGUUUGAAAGUUGCUCCUGUUUCUGAAAUAGUUAAUAUGAUUCCAGCCAAUACUCCACAAGUUUUGAUCAAUAGAGAUGCAGUUAAACAUGCCGAAUUUGAUUUAACGUUAUUAGGUUUAUGUGAUGAUGUUGCUGCUAUGUUAGCUCAAAGAUUACAUUGGGAUAUACCACAUGAGUUGUGGGAAAAGAAAUUAAUGAAUGAGAAAUUUGAUGUAGUUGAAUUAGAUAGAGGUGUAUAUAAAGUAUCUGAACAUAAAGAGGACAAGAAGGAAAGUGUAUAA
Saccharomycodes ludwigii is the source of this 1875-nucleotide messenger RNA. RefSeq lists its product as uncharacterized. NCBI's taxonomy places the organism in Eukaryota, Fungi, Ascomycota, Saccharomycetes, Saccharomycodales, Saccharomycodaceae. Gene Ontology annotation, molecular function: NAD+ binding. The record is from RefSeq and is a predicted model, not a curated record. Bases 1 to 1875 code for a protein of 624 amino acids. The transcript has a single exon.